AUGAGCCAUGAGAAGGUACAGAUCAUAUCUCUGUCCCACCACCAGACUCUCCUGGAGGAGAUGCAUCAGCUGAGAAACUUGGGCCACCUGUGUGACAUAACUGUGCAGGUGGACCACAAGGGUGAUAUGAGGGAGUUUGAGGCCCACCAAGUGGUGCUAGCCGCAUCAAGUGGCUACUUUAAAAGCAUCCUCGUGGCAGAGGAAUCUGUCAAAAAAGCGCUGUUGUGUGACGUGCCCACUGCCGUUUUCGAUGCUUUCCUGCAGUACGUGUACACAGGUCAAAUCGAGGGCUGGAGAAGACGCACACAGAAGAGGAGAAAGAACGAUGACGAGGACGCAGGAAAGAAGAGUAAGGAUGCAGGGGAGAAGACUAAGGACACAAGGAAGAAGAGUAAGGAUGCAGGGAAGGACACAAGGAAGAAGAGUAAGGAUGCAGGGGAGAAGAGUAAGGAUGCAGGGAAGGACACAAGGAAGAAGAGUAAGGAGAGUAAGGAUGCAGGGAGAGUUGGGGAUGAGAGCACAGAAUUAACAGCAGCCCUACUGGGCAUUGAACAGAACGACAAAAGACAACUCUCAGAAGGACAAGGCGGGUGUCUCCCGCGGAGAAAUAUAUCUGCGAAGACGUGCAAUCGGUCCUUCCUGUACGAGAAGAGCUACCUGAAGCACCUGUCGAAGACCCACGGCGAGCGGGCCGAGGUGACGUACCGCUGCGGCACGUGCCAGCACGUCUUUGCCAACCGCAGCAACCUCAAGAUCCACGAGCAGCACGUGCACAGCGAGGAGCGUUGCUACCUGUGCGACGCCUGUGGCAAGGGGUUCAAGCGCAGGAAGGACGUGCGGCGGCACCAGAAGCAGGUGCACGAGGGCGGCAGCCAGCGCCACAUGUGUCCCACGUGCGGCAAGGCGCUGAGCUCGCGCACGGCCCUCAAGCUGCACGAGCGCACGCACACCGGCUACAAGCCCUUCGAGUGCGGCGAGUGCAACGCCAAGUUCUCACAGAGCUCCGCACUCAAGACGCACAAGAGGAUCCACACUGGAGAGAAGCCAUUUGCCUGCGACGAAUGUGACGCCAAAUUCACCCAGAACCACAUGUUGCUUUACCACAAGCGCUGCCACACAGGUGAGAGGCCCUUUAUGUGUGAGAUCUGUGGGAAGAACUUUGCUUCUAAGAAGUACCUGAAGCACCACACCAUGCUUCAUUCAGGCUACAAACCGCACAAGUGCGAGAUCUGUGAAAGACCCUUCGCCCAGAUGAACUCCUUACACCAGCACAUGAAAACACACACAGGAGAGCGUCCAUACCAAUGCACGGAAUGCGAUAAGAAUUUCACGCAGCUAAGCUACCAGAGACACCAGCGCAUCCACACGGGAGAGAAGCCGUACAUGUGCACACUCUGCAACCGCACCUUCACCGACAAGUCCACCAUGCGUCGGCACGCCCUGACUCACGACAAGGAGACGCCAUGGAGGAACUUCCUGAAGGUGCUGAAGGACAACGUGGAAGACCCAAGCGUCAAGAAGCCCCGGGUGCCUGUCGUGAAGAGGAUGAAGAGCACCCCCACAGAGGAGCCCCCCACCACGCCAGGUCGCCGCAAGACCAGGUCCCAGAACACCGUGAUGGCGGAGACCGUGACGGUGCCCGCACUGGACCGUCCGGGGACAGUCACGGUCGCGUCGCCGACCCUGGAGGCGGCGUUGUUAGCCGGGGAGAUCCAGUGUGUGACGGUGGGGGAGACGGACCUGACGGAGGAGGCUGCGGGCGACGGCUCGGGCUCUAGCAUCCAAUUGGACGUGACGGGGGACAUCAGGGAGGGUGAGACCACGGGAAACAUGGAGGCCAUGGAGGUGACAACGUGCGUCAUCUCUGAGUAGCCAUGGAGACAGACAGACAGGAGACAGUUCUGCAUCACUGCACCAAACCAUCAAGGGAACUCUCCUCUCUCUCUCUGGCAAUCCAUGUUGAACUAAAUCUCUUGAACUACUGCUUGUGUCGAAUAACAGUUUCAAUCAAAUUACAUAGACAGCAUACACAGUUGUUCUGAAAUAGAUCACAUUCUGUUUGCAGCCUUAAUAACAUACACACAAAGUGACAUGUUGCCAAGGAAACAGUAUAAUGGGAUUUGCCUUGACCAGACAAGACCAAACUGAACUUCAUGUUCUUUUCCCAGCCUUAACCAUACAUUUACCACAGUAUAUGAUCCUUACAAAGUAACAUCAUAUCAGUAUAAUACUAUUAUUUUUACACACACACACACAUAUAUAUAUAUAUAUAUAUAUAUAUAUAUAUAUAUAUAUGUUUGUCUUUGUAAAAACAUGUUUUGCUUCACAAAGGUUUGCACUUAUGACCUGAUGUACAGUUAUAUAUAUUCAAUCUUUUUACCUCCAUGGAAACUAAAAUAUGACAAAUGAUAUGAAA
Alosa alosa (allis shad) is the source of this 2416-nucleotide messenger RNA. It is a transcript of the gene gzf1, whose product is annotated as GDNF-inducible zinc finger protein 1. The record is from RefSeq and is a predicted model, not a curated record. NCBI's taxonomy places the organism in Eukaryota, Metazoa, Chordata, Actinopteri, Clupeiformes, Clupeidae. Gene Ontology annotation, biological process: regulation of cytokine production; negative regulation of transcription by RNA polymerase II; regulation of immune system process. Gene Ontology annotation, molecular function: protein binding.